Molecule: messenger RNA, 1558 nt
Organism: Fonticula alba
Lineage: Eukaryota; Rotosphaerida; Fonticulaceae
Exons: 3
Source: RefSeq, a predicted model, not a curated record
UACCGCCAGGGCACGGACUGCCUGCCCUGCGACGCGGCCUGCGCCACGUGCAACGGCCCGACCGACAAGGACUGCUGGCGGUGUGCCUCCGGUGUCCUGCAGGGCGAUGAUUGUGUGCAGGCCUGCGCGGCCAGGCAUGUGGCCGUGGAUAAUCACUGCCUGCCGUGCCACGCGUCCUGCGACCAGUGCACCGGGGUCCGAUCGACCGAGUGCACCGCCUGCCCCGGGGGACUGCUGGCCCUGCCGGCCGGGCAGUCGCCCACGCGCUGCGUGCCGGCCUGCCCGGCCGGGUACCACACCUCGGCGGCCGGCUGCCCGGAGUCGAACGCCACGUGCGCCCUGUGCGAGCCGGGCUGGCUGCUGGUUGUCCCGCCGGCGGCCGGGGAGCCGCACUGCGCCCCGGGGCCGGCCUGCCCGGAGGGGCACUUCCCCGACGGCCACACCUGCCGGCCGUGCGACGGGACCUGCGCCGCCUGCGCCGGGCCCGAGGCCGACCAGUGCACCGCCUGCCCCCCCGGGCCCGGGGGCCUGCUCCACAACAAUGCCUGUGUCGACCGGUGCCCGGGGCGCAGCGCGCACGACGGGUCCCGGUGCGUGCCCUGCCACGGGAGCUGCGCCGCGUGCGCCGGCCCGGGCUCGACCGCGUGCACGGCCUGCUCCGGGGCGCGCCUGCUCACCGGCUCCGGGCAGUGCCUCUUCGCCUGCCCGGAGGGGACCUUCCCUCGGGCCGGCGUCUGCCAGGCAUGCGAGGCCAUGUGCGCCACGUGCACCGGCCCCGGGGCGGCCGGGUGCACCGGGUGCCGGGCGCCGGACCUGCUCGGCCCGGCCGAGGCCCCGGGCUGCGUGGCGGCCUGCCCGGCCGGGUUCCUGGCCGACUGGCCGGCCGGCCGGUGCGUCGCCUGCCCGGCCGGGUGCGCCGAGUGCGUGGCCACCGCCGCCGGGGCCCGGUGCACGGCCUGCCAGCCGGGGCUCCUGCUGUCCGAGGGGGCGGCCCGGUGCGGGGCCGCCUGCCCGGCCGGCGAGUUCGCCCCGGCCGGGGCCACCGCCUGCCAGCCCUGCGACCGGACCUGCUCCACGUGCGCCGGCUCGGCCACCGGCUGCACCUCCUGCCCCCCGGCCAUGGGGCUGUGGCUGGAUCCGCGGGGGGCCGGGGCCCCGGGCGCCGGGCGCUGCGUGGCCUCCUGCCCGGCCGACCGGACCCUGGCCGUGGACCUGUCGGACGCCGGGGCCCCGGCCCCGGCCCGGUGCGCCGGCACCAUGGGCCCCGAGGGGGCCCCUUGCGUCCUGCGGCCGGACGGCCAGCUGGCCUGCCAGGUGGCCCCCGGCUGCCGGGUGUGCGCCGAGCCGCACAUCCGCCUGCCGGACCCCCACGGCGGGCCCGGGGUCCGGUGCGUCGCCGACUGCCCGGCCGGCUACCUGGCCGACUGGACCGGGGCCCAUGUCACCGACGGCAGCGGGCCCACCUGCGUGCCCUGCGCGCCCGGGUGCCACGCCUGCAGCGGCCCCUCGCCCGAGCACUGCCUGGAUGUCCCGGCUCGGGCCCCCGAUCGCCGCCUCG